Molecule: messenger RNA, 2340 nt
Organism: Heteronotia binoei (common prickly gecko)
Lineage: Eukaryota; Metazoa; Chordata; Lepidosauria; Squamata; Gekkonidae
Gene: NUB1
Product: negative regulator of ubiquitin like proteins 1
Exons: 14
Coding region: 34-1893 (619 amino acids)
Biological process (GO): regulation of ubiquitin-dependent protein catabolic process
Molecular function (GO): protein binding
Source: RefSeq, a predicted model, not a curated record
AGAGUAAACGUUUUAAUUGUUUCCUAUGCAAGGAUGGCACAGAAGAAGUAUCUUGCUGCAAAGCUGAAAAACUACUUAAGGGAAGACAAGAUUCAGCUCUGGAAACCUCCCUAUACAGACAGCAAUAAAGAGGCUGGUGAGGAGCUGAAGGAUCUGGCACGGCAGUAUUCAGCGAGGCUGAAGUAUAACGCCAAUGAAAUAGAGGCCCUUCUGGAGGAAAUACGCUGCAAAACGAUCGAGCGGGGAACCGGAAAUGAAGCUUAUAAGGCAACAGGUGUUGCAACGCUUGAAGUGGCCCUACCUCCCAGGAUGGGUAAAGCAAGAAAAGGUGUGCUGGAGACAAAACUGAUCAUCACAGGCAAGGAGCUCCGAUCUCAAAUAGCACAGGCAUAUGGCUUGGAAGAAAACUGCAUCAAAAUAAUUAUAAAUAAGAAGCAACUUGAGCUAGGGAAGACAUUGGAAGAGCAAGGAGUAACACACAACGUCAAAGUCAUGGUGCUGGAGCUGAAACUGAGCGAGGAGGAGACCAGAAGAAAAGUCCGAGAGGAGGAAAUGCAGCAUGAGGAAGAGACGGUGAAGAAAAAAGAAAUGCACAAGAAGAUGCAAAGAACCAAGAAGGGCCUAGAAAUACUGGCAAAAAGAGAGGACUCUUUGGAUCCAGAUACGAUGCCUUACCUAGAUAUAGCAAACCAAACUGGCAGAAAAAUCAGUAUUCCACGACAAGCCAAAAAAGCUCUCUUGUUAGCUAUGGGGUACCACGAAAAAGGCAGGGCUUUGUUGAAGAUGAAAGAAUACGCCGUGGCACUGCCGUUUCUGUUGGAUGCAGACAAACACUUCUGCGAAUGUGGUUCUGACCUCUUGACCACCGUCGAUAAUUACGCAGUGCUGCAGCUGGACGUUGUUUGGUGCUACUUCCACCUGGGACAGCUGGAUUGCCUCGACGAUGCUGAGAAAAAGCUCCUGGCUGCCCACGAUUGCUUCCGGGCGUGUUACGGGGAGAACCACGAAAGGCUGGUCACUAUAAAAGGAAGUUCUGGGAGAGAGAAGGCCUUAUUUCUAAGGCUUUACCUGCUUCAAGGAAUAAGCCAUUAUCAUAACGGCAGAGAAAAAGAGGCUGCUGAGUAUCUACAGAAGGCACAUGGUUUGUUUCAGGAGUUGUGCAUAGAUCCCGAGAAAGUCAGCAGCCUGCUUCUCCUGGGAUUCUCUGCCCAGGAAGCUCGCCUGGGUCUCCGCGCUUGUGAUGGAAACGUGGAUCGCGCUGCCAGUCUCAUUUCCAACCAGAGAGAGGAGAAGGAGCAAAUACGGCGAGAGGAGCGAGCAAAACGGAGGAAGCGAUUAGAGGACAUCAACUACUUGAAAAGUAUGGGCUAUUCCGAGCGAGCGGCUAGAGAAGCUCUUCACCAGGCGAAAGGGAACCUUGAGCUAGCGGUGAAGGUCAUGCUCGAUAACCCCCAGCUGCUCCUCCCGGAGGACAACGGCCCACUGCUGGGGAACCCCUUCGAAGUUUCUCAGGAAAGCAUUAACCAAUUGGUGUAUAUGGGCUUUACCGCAGAGGCGGCUGAGCAGGCCUUGAGGGCGUUCCAAGGCAACGUGCAGCUGGCCGUCCAAACGCUGGCGCACUAUGGAGGCUCCCUCCCUGACGACCUGCAGCCCUCUUCCGAGAGCACCUCUCCUUCGGGCGAAUCCAGCUCUUCCCAGGAAUCUUCCACGGGCUCUGCAGGGGCUUCUGGGGCUUCAGCAGAUGAAGACAUGGAAGCAGAUGCCCUCAAUGAAGUCUUAAAGGACAUUCCAGAACACGAGGAAGAUUAUUUGGAUCUCACGCUGGAGGAGGAAGAAACUGUCAUUAACGAAUACCUCUCUUACCUACAGCACUUGCCAGCUGAGCCCAAGUAGUCAAGGCUCUUGGACUCCAGUUGGCAGUUACAUCGAACUCUGUUUUUUGGGCUCCAACCCACAGAAAAUCAGAUGCAGUCAAAUCUCACUGAAAUCCACGGGGCGAUUCAGUCUGUACCACCGUGAGAAGUCUCAUUCAUUUCAGAGAGAUUUCUGCACAGCGAAUUUUGUCUGGGCUGGUUCCUUGGGUUGUGGACACACCCCUAAGCCACGCUUUUGCCAAAUGCCUUAAGCUCAAUAAGUUGCAUCAAUGCCGGUAUCCGUAUAAACCUGUGUCAUUAUUUGAUUGCCGUGUAGAAAGCACUGGAGGGCAAAAUCAGUUACAGAAGAAGAAACAUUUACAGAAGAAAUAUUUUAUAGAGAGAUUCACUAUAUAUAUAUAUAUAUAUAUAUAGGUGUAAAAUCAAUCUAUUUAAUUGGUAGAGCAAAUAAAACCCUUUCCAUCUG